Molecule: messenger RNA, 819 nt
Organism: Gymnogyps californianus (California condor)
Lineage: Eukaryota; Metazoa; Chordata; Aves; Accipitriformes; Cathartidae
Gene: C1QL2
Product: complement C1q like 2
Exons: 2
Coding region: 1-819 (272 amino acids)
Molecular function (GO): protein binding
Source: RefSeq, a predicted model, not a curated record
AUGGCCGUCGCCCUGCUCGUCGCCGUGCCCCUGCUGCUGCUGCAGGCGCCCGCCGAGAGCGGCGCCCACUACGAGAUGAUGGGCACCUGCCGCAUGAUCUGCGACCCGUACAGCGGCGGGCGGCCGCCCGGCCCCGGCAGCACCGCCGCCGUGGAGGCCCUGCAGGACCUGGGCGCCAACCCCCCGCCGCCCUUCGUCCAGGGACCCAAGGGGGAGCCGGGCCGGCCGGGCAAGCCGGGCCCCCGCGGACCCCCCGGGGAGCCGGGCCCGCCGGGUCCGCGGGGCCCGCCGGGGGAGCGGGGCGACGCGGGGAAGCCGGGGCUGCCCGGGCUGGCGCUGGCGGGCGCGGGCGGCGGCGGGAGCGGCGGCGGGGCGGCGGCGGGCGGCGAGGCGGCGGGCGGGCUGAGCGCCGCCUUCGGCGGGCCGCGCAUCGCCUUCUACGUGGGGCUGAAGAGCCCCCACGAAGGCUACGAGGUCCUCAAGUUCGACGACGUGGUGACCAACCUGGGCAACCACUACGACCCGGCCAGCGGCAAGUUCACCUGCCAGGUGCGCGGCAUCUACUUCUUCACCUACCACAUCCUCAUGCGCGGCGGCGACGGCACCAGCAUGUGGGCCGACCUCUGCAAGAACGGGCAGGUGCGGGCCAGUGCCAUCGCCCAGGACGCGGACCAGAACUACGACUACGCCAGCAACAGUGUGGUGCUGCACUUGGACUCUGGCGACGAGGUGUAUGUCAAGCUGGACGGAGGCAAAGCGCACGGAGGCAACAACAAUAAGUACAGCACUUUCUCUGGCUUUCUUUUAUACCCCGAUUAA